Lethenteron reissneri (Far Eastern brook lamprey) is the source of this 7034-nucleotide messenger RNA. RefSeq names its product endosome/lysosome-associated apoptosis and autophagy regulator family member 2-like. Gene Ontology annotation, cellular component: membrane. The record is from RefSeq and is a predicted model, not a curated record. NCBI's taxonomy places the organism in Eukaryota, Metazoa, Chordata, Hyperoartia, Petromyzontiformes, Petromyzontidae.
GGAGGAGAGCACUGCGCUCACGUGCGCGGGGAGAGAUCGCAUCCAUCCACAUCGCCUCUAUCCGGCGCCUUUAUUCACCCCCCACCCCCCCUCUCUCUUCCCCACACUCGACGAUCGCAACCACGGACUCGCAGCAUCACGUUCGCCUUUCGCGUCUGCCCCAUCGCUGCUCAUCUCCAGGGCGACACAACUGUUCCGGAGCACGACGAGGAGGAGGAAGGAGGAGGAGGGGAAGAAGAGCCGCCACCCACCGCUGAUCGCGUCCGUCAUGUUUGCACCACAGCCGCAGCGGCUGCUGCUGCUGUCCCUGGUGCUGCUCUUGUUGCUAGCGGAGCCUCUUUUGGUCCCGGCUACGCGCGGGGUCAAGUUCGAGCCCGAGGUCUCGCGGCGUCGGACCUGCGGCAAGCUCGACUACUACUUCGAGUACACGGAGUGCGACAGCAGCGGGCUGCGGUGGCGCGUCGCCGUGCCGCACACGCCGGGGCUCUGCACGGGUCUCCCAGAGCCCGUCCGGGGCACCGAGUGCACGUUUUCCUGCGGGGUGGGUGAGUACCUGGACCUGCGCUCUCAGGAGUGCAGCGCGUGUGCCGCUGGCACCUUCUCUCUGGGCAGCGGCGUGCGCUUCGACGAGUGGGACGAGCUGCCCCCGGGCUUCGCGGUCCACACGAGCACGGUGGACUCGGGCGGGCAGUCGCCCGCCGCGCUGGUCCAACAGAAGUGUCGCCAGUCGGUGUGGACUCCACACAGACACUUCAUCAUGUCCAACCGCGACGAAUGCAUGGCGUCCCUUGUCUAUGCAGUCACUCUGAAGACGUCCGGCGAGGUCUCCUUCGAAUACCAGUACCCGGACUCCAGCAUCCUCUUUGAGUUCUUUGUCCAGAACGACCAGUGCCAGGCGACGGAGAAUGACGACAGUAACAAAUUCCUCCUCAAGUCCAAAGGUGGCGUCUGGAGAAGCCACACGGUGAAGCUAAACUCCGGUAACAACGUCCUCUACUGGAGGACGACGGGCAUCCUCCUGGGCACCAAGAUCCCCAACCCUGUCCUAGUGCGCAACGUGCACAUCACAGGGGUGUCGUACACGUCGGAGUGCUUCCCGUGCAAGCCGGGCACCUGCAGCGCCGAGCCGGGCGCAGGCACCUGCACCGCGUGUCCCAGGGAUAUGUUCUCCCCACGCGGAGCGCACGCCUGCACCCCGUGCAACACAACCACGCACUACGCAGAGAUCGGUUCCGCCUUCUGUGCUCUAAAGCCGCCCUGCACCGACAAUGACUAUUUCCAGUUGCACACCGGCUGCGAUGAGAAUGGGCAGACGCAGGUGAUUUUCAGGUGGAUUGAGCCCAAGAUUUGCCGCGAGGAUUUGAAGGGGGCAACUCAUUUGCCCGUCUCGGGAGCAAAGCGGCCUUGCCCUCCCUGCAACGCAGGCUUCUACAACACACGCAACUCCACGUGUGUGCCCUGCCCCACUGGGACCUACUCCAACGGCACCAGUGAUUGCGUUCCGUGCCCAGCUGGCACGGAACCCGUGCUGGGAUUUGAUUUCAAGUGGUGGAACAUGCUGCCUGAUAACAUGGAGACUACGUGCUUCAACGUGGGCAACCAGAGGUGCGACAGCAUGAACGGCUGGGAGGUGGCUGGAGACCACAUCUACAGUGGGGCUGGCAGUAAUGAUGACGAUUACCUCAUCCUCUUCCUUCACGUCGCAGGCUUCAGGACUCCGAGCUUCGGCGCCGGGCAGUCGGACAUAGCGAGCAUCACGUUUGUGUUUGAGAUGCAGUGCUUGGCGGAUUGUGAGCUCCACUUUAUGCUGGACAUGGGGAAGAAGACGGCGGUGGUGGAGUCGUGGCGCGGGACUCAGCCCAGGCAGGCCUACCGGCACAUCGUGACGCGCAACGAGUCGCUCACCUUCACUUGGGCCUUCCAGCGCACGGCGGUGCCUCUCUCGCGGACGGGACGCAAGUUCCACAGGGACGUUGCGCAGAUCUUCUCGGUGGAGGUGACUGGCGCGCUGGACGGCGUCGCCUCGCGCUGCCGGCCCUGCGCCCUGGGACCUCCAUCGCUAUCGUCGCCGUUGUCCCUCGGCGGUGCGGCGUGCGUCGCGUGCCCUCCCGGCCACUUCGUCCACCGCCAGAGCAGCUCGUGCCGCGCCUGCCCCGCCGGCACCGCGCUCGGCGCGUCGAGGCUGAGCGGAGAAGCGGCGUGUGUGCGGUGCGGGCCCGGCACCGUCAGCUCGCCGGACCGGUCGUACUGCUACAGCAACUGCACCUUCUCCUGGCGCCAUGAUGCCGUGCCGUACGCCUACGACUUUUCAGAGCUCCGGGAGAUCGCGUCGGUCACCAGCCACCCCAGCUUCACCGCCAAGGGCACCUCGUACUACCACCACUUCAACAUCAGCCUGUGCGGCGGCCCAGCCCGGGAGCUGGCGCUCUGCGCCGAUAACGUCACUUCGAGCCACCUGCUGCAGUUUGACCUGAGCGGGCAGAGCCAGGUCAUGGCGCAUGUCUGCUUCUCCACGCUCAUGCCCACCAAGCUGAUGGGCGCGCGCGCCAUGCUGUCCACGCACCCCGUCAGCCUCGCCGACAGGAUCAUAGGCGUGAGCAUCCGGCGCGUCCUGGACAACAUCACGGCCGACCCCACGCUCUUUCCGGACACAGUGCAGGACCUGCCAGACGUCGUCUUCUACUUCAGAUCAUCAGAUUAUACCUCGUCAUGCCCGACUGGACGAGCCUCAAGCAUCCAACUCCGGUGCAACCUGCAGAUGCCCGGAAAAGGAGUGGUGUCUUUGCCCAGCAAGUGUCCGGAGGGGACGUGUGAUGGCUGCAGCUUCCACCUCCUGUGGGAGAGUCGGCAGGCCUGCCCGCUCUGCUCCAAGGGCGACUACCGCGAGAUCAUCGGCAGCUGUGUCAACGGCAUCCAGAAGAAGCACUAUGUGCUGAGGGAGACUGCCAUCUGUCGGGACGGCGUGCGCUUCCCCGCAGAGCUGGAGGUCGCGUGCGAGCUCAUCGGCUUUUGGUUAAAGGUCGGCCUGUCCAUCGCCACCUUCACCGCUUGUCUUCUCGUCGCCUUGAUCUGCCACUUCUGGAAGAAAAAUCAAAGGCUGGAGCACAAGUAUUCGCGGCUGGUGAUGAGCACCGGCACCAAGGACGGAGGUCUGCCCGUGGCAGACAGCUGCGGCGUCAUGGAGGACGAGGAGAUGGAGGACGAGGUUCUCAUAUCAAACAACGGCACCCGGUCGCUGCUCGGCAAGCUCAAGGCCAUGGGCAGGAAGGACAAAGACAACGACUUUGAAUCGGUGCAGCUGAAGACUUCCCACAGUCAGGGCCCAAUAUAGCCGGCGGCAGCAUGAACACUCCACACAAAAGAGCCCACAACUGUGGGACCCAGCCUGUCUCUCGUUCCAUAUCGCCCAUCUCUCGUUACAUUCAAACCAAAAGUACCGCAUCUCCCAUCAGUGUGGACUCAACAGGAGCCACCCAGAAUCCAUUCAAAGUAUCCCUUUUGCUCAGUCAAGCACUGCGCAGUGUGUAUCUUACUCGGUGGGCCUGAAUCAGUGUUGGAAAUUCCACAUUGCCUCCAGUGGGCACCGAGUCAAAAGGGCCACCGGUCGGUGAAGUGAUGGCGUCGGCGUCCUCCACAGUGUGAUGACCCAUGCGGCUCUUAGUUGAGUGAGAUUUUGCACCAUAUCUGCGUGGUAGCUUGGCUUUCGCCGUCUCGCGACGCAGAGGAGCGCUGGCGGUUUGCUGUUCUUGUGCGGUCGCUUACAUCAAGGAUAGCGUUCAACUGCAGGUAGCACCCCAUGUGCACUCGCCCAUUCAUAGACGCAACAUUCCGUUUUCUCACCGGAUUGCAAGCUGCUCCGGAGAGUAAGACACACCACCAUAACCUGUGCCCUGUGUCAGUAAAGUUAUAGAAAUAUGGACGCACGCAUGCACAAACGCACGCGUACCAGAUUCAGAACCAAUUUUUAUUUAGACUGGAGGAAUCUAAUGAGCUAUGAGAUUAUAAGGUGCACCCCCAACUUUUGCUGUAAAUUAGAGGGAAAAUGUGUGUCUUUAUAAUCUGGAGAAUACAGUAUGUCCGCCAUUAAAUAUACUGCACUCAGAAUCGAAAAGUCUAGAUUACCGAUGCAGAUGUAACAAUACUAAGUUACAGCCCUUUGAAAAUCCAAUGCUGGAUGGGAUGAAGGUCUAUCAAAAGCCAUGUCAGUCGUGGGGUUGUUUGACCAUACUUCACCACGCUGGCCAGUGCAGGUUGAGGAAGUAAGUGGUUGUGGUGGUGGCAGCCCAGGACCGGUGUCUGAUGUCACUCGCCGUUGACGUUAGCCAUGGCCAGGAGUCGCACUGGGUGGCCAAUUUCGUAGCUGUCCCCUGUGACAAUGCAUCACCUCGUACAGAUGUAGAAGACGUCACAUCUUUAUUUGCUGACUUUGUCUUGACCAUAAAACGUUAUUUUUACAUAUUUCUCUCGACAAAUAUUUGAACUUUUUUUUAUCAGCAGUUAUUUGUAUUUCUGAAUGUGAUUUAUUUAUUGUUGUCAUACAAUCUGUGAAUAUUUAUGUUUUGCACUUGUGUGUGUUAUUUAAAGUUGUUAGAGUUGAACUUUAGUUGUGAAUGUGUAUAAAACGACAAUUUCAUUGUAUGUGGCGUGUCUAAAGCAGUCGUAUCUCAAGACACUUGACAAAAAUUAAGCUUAUAGCAUUUUGGUAGACGUGGAGGAAGGGGCAGGAGGUUAAGACGGGGGACACACGGGGGAGAGAGGAGAGGGCAUCUCUGCGAUACAGCCCCAGGCCCCAGCAAAAACAACAAUGCCAACGAGCCCCAAGGACGACACCCUGAGCAGCCAAGGCAGCACCGAUGAUUCCCAGGGCAUUCCUAGGUGGUCUAGGGCCCUUUUGCAGUCAACACUGAACAUGAUUCAGGCCAUUCACCCGAGAAUUUCAGGCACACUCCCUGUAACGUCGCAGGCUGUUUUAGUAAGGAGUCAAAAUUCAGGGAGACCGCCUGGAUGUUAUUUUUACAGCUUUCGGCAAUGACAUGCGAGCAGUUAUUGAGAAUGAUGGCCGGGUGGCAUUGGUAAAUGCGGGUAAGGGUUCAGUGCAGUCCGUUAUUCUGCGAGUACUGCCCUGUGGGAAGUUAAGUGAUUUUCCUGUGAAUGUACUUGUCCCUGCCGCGUGAAUGUGGAAUUGUCAUCACUAAGGGCAGGGCUAUGAAGAGCAUAUGACCACUACCUCUUGCUCAUUAUAUUUAUCAUGAAGAUGGCUCAAGCAUCUGAAUUUACGUGUUUUCAUCAUCGCCCUGCUUAUGGUUUCAGUAAUGUGCGACUCAAAACUCGUAGUGAAACGAUAGGCAGGAGUCUGUGAUUAAGUUGUGACUGGGCAGUAUCGGGAUGUUUGAGUACCGUACUUCAUGAGCACUGCCUUGUCAUCGUUAAAUAUCCUUAGCCAGGUGAGUGCCCAUUGAAACGCGUUGUCCCUUCAUCGUCACUUGGUACUUUGCUGCAUGAUUUACCAUGUAUGUUGAUUAAAGGUUUCCGUGAAGUAUCAAAAGUUGGCAUUUUAAUGAUUUAUCGCCCAAUUUAUUUGAUGAAUUGAGGCUUUGGGGGAUUGCGUUUUGAUUUAAAAACGAUUCUGCUUUGUGUCAUGCGUGUCGUCUCAUUUGUAUUGUUUCCCAUUAUCCAAAAAAUAACGCCUCGUGGUGACCCAUCCAAGAAAUGCUCAGGCUCAAACCUGCUUAGCUUCCGAGAUGAAAUUUGGUCACAGCCAGCCAAAACUUAGUUUUUCCUCCCCUUAGACCAGGGGUGGGGAACCUUGUUUCUGCCAAGGGCCAUUUGGAUAUUUAUAACAUCAUUCGCGGGCCAUACAAAAUUAUCAACUUAAAAAUUAGCCUGUUAUAUUUGGUCAAACAUUUAAUUAACUCACCCCUAAUGGGAUGGGCUAGAACUGCUUCUCUUUGGCGAGGCGUGUGAUGUUAGCUGGUAUUAAUGAUGUUGCUACUCGCAACUGCUUUUCCAGGUUUGCUCCUAGAUUUGUUGAAUUUCGAGUCCAGCCUGCAGUUGCCUUGGCAGGGCCACCAAAUGAUUUUGCGGGCCUCAUACGGCCCGCGGGCCGGACGUUCCCCACCCCUGCCUGAGACCAACGAUGUAAUAACUUAAUUUAAUCAGUGUUUGUGAUAUACAGUGCAUUGAGUGCCUUGUAGAAAGGUGCUUUGUUAAAUGUUAAGUAUGAUUAUCAUCUCUAUAAAUAUGACUAUAUGUGUAGCAGCCUGGUUUGGCCACAAGGCAGCCAAGCCUUUCAAGCCGUGCGAUCCUGAAUUUUUGCAAAUUGCUAUAACAGAUUUUGUUUUCUGGGUCAGUUUCUAGCGUAAUUCCUUCAGGGCCUGUAAACGGUGAGAUGUCAUUAGAGAGGCAAGGCUAUAACCAUAUUAUAUAGAUUUGGGCUCCACGUAUGACCAAAUCGCCCGGAAUGUACUCGAUCUCGCCUCAUCUCGGAAGCUAAGCAGGCUUGAGAAUGGAUAUAUUGCUUGGGUGAGUGACCACCAUGCACAAACAUUGCCAUAUGGCUUGGUAAUGCAACACAAUACAUUCUUGUACAGCACUGUACUUAUAUGCCCCCAUGUCUAUGCUGCCGACUCACGCUGACAAGCACGGUAAAGUACGGUAAAUUAACCCCUUUUGACCCGGAGGCCAUGGGGAGGGCCCUCAUCCAGCAGUGGAUUGAAAAAAACAGAUGUACAGCAUUUGUUAGUUCACUCAAUCCAAUAGAUGAACAGACAAUGGAAUUACAUACUGUGCAUUAUUUUGUUUAAUCCACUUCUGGAUGCAGGCCUCGUCACGUGUGGGCCAGGGGGUUUAUUUGACCAUACCUAAGGUCAGUGGGGGUUGAUGAAUGCCGAUCAGCAUGGACGUGGAAGCAUAGUAUCGUACGAUUGAUGAUGUUGCACUGCCAUCUGCUGCCGACAAUGUAAACCCGCAAUUGCUGAUAAUUUAACCCAUUUUUUUUUGCACGGUCAGCAGCCAAGGCAAGUACUUUGCAGACU